Messenger RNA from Columba livia (rock pigeon), 962 nucleotides. RefSeq names its product glucose-dependent insulinotropic receptor. The transcript has a single exon. Gene Ontology annotation, biological process: adenylate cyclase-activating G protein-coupled receptor signaling pathway; regulation of metabolic process. NCBI's taxonomy places the organism in Eukaryota, Metazoa, Chordata, Aves, Columbiformes, Columbidae. Gene Ontology annotation, cellular component: cytoplasm; plasma membrane. Gene Ontology annotation, molecular function: G protein-coupled receptor activity. The record is from RefSeq and is a predicted model, not a curated record. Bases 1 to 951 code for a protein of 316 amino acids.
AUGGUGAACCUCCUGUACGUGGUGCUGCGCUCCCUCCUGAGCUGCCUCAUCCCCCCGGCCAACCUGCUGGUGAUGGUGGCGGUCUGCCAGCUGCUGAGGAAGCAGCCGGGCCCCAGCUACGUCUACAUCCUCAACCUGGCCACCGCCGACCUGCUGGUGGGCGUGACGUGCUUCACCGAGGCGCUGGGCGACGUCCUCCACAGUUUUGACCAGAGCGAGUUGCUCUGCCUCCUGCGCGUGGCCGUGAGCAUGACGCCUUGCAUCGGCUCCAUCCUGACCCUGCUCCUCAUCUCCCUGGACAGGUACCUGGCGGUGAUGCUGCCUCUCUCCUACCCCACCCUCCUGAAGAAAACACCCGUGGUCCUCUCCCUCGUUGCCCUCUGGACGCUCUCCUUCUUUUUUGGGCACUUGCCUCUGAUCCUGCCCUCUCUCCAGCGUGGCAACUACACGGGUUAUUGUGGGCUCCUGUACGUGGCCAAGAGCGAGUACCUCUACGUGAUCUGCUUUGGCAUCUUUGGCCCGUCCCUGCUGGCGCUGCUCUGCCUGCACGUCUGGGUGGGCAGCAUUGCCUCCCUGCAGCACAGGCGGCUCUGGCACGGCGGCGCCCGGGCACGGCCCCCCCGCCUGCGCCGCUGCAAGGCCCUGCGCACUGUGCUCAUCGUCCUCAUGGGCUUCAGCCUCUCCUGGGGCCCCUACCUGGUGGGAGGCACCGUGCAGGCCGCCUGCAGCUCCUGCAACCUGUCCGGCCCGCUCGAGGACGCUUUGUUCUUGCUGGGCGAGACCAACUCCCUCAUCAACCCCCUCAUCUACGCCCUGCACUGCAGAGACAUCCGGAGCCACCUCGCAAAGCUGCUGGGGUGCAGGACCCAGGGCCAGGUGAAGCCUCCAGCCUCGAACGUGCGAACUGUUGGGAGCUGGGGUCGGAGCCAGACUGAAGCCUCCAGUUCCUGAGGGGUCUGUGC